AUGGACAACACGAAUGCUGCAGACUUACUCUAUCGCUCACAGGUCCCACCAACAGCUUCCCAAAAUCCAGGCAGCAAGAUCUUCACUUCCAUGUUUGAUAAAUACACAGUAGCGCCUUCUUCUAAAGAUGGUAGCGCGUAUCUUGUCUUUCCAAUAAGCUACACGACGACGUUGCGUGAUGAUGAGGGGGAAGAGAUAGAUGGCAGCUUCGAAGACUCGGAGGGCAGGGUUGGGAUCCAGUGGGCUGCGGGCGUGUAUGAGCACUUGCGAGGCAAUCAUCCUAAAUUACUUGAAUUCAAGGGCCGUGAUCCCUAUGGCUACCUUCUGUCAAAAUCCUCCAUUGGCCCCCUAACCUUAGCACUACACGCCCAUCCCACCUUCACUACCAACGCCCUCUCCCUCGCGCUCAUCUACCGCUGGGCAUUCAACACGCUCUCCGCGCUACAGUACCUCCACUCGCGCGACGUCGUGCACUACGAGUUCUGCUCCGAGACGCUCUGGCUAGAGCCCGACCUCUCGCUCUCCAUGCUCGGUCUCUGGGGCGCGCAUAUAGGGCACUAUUGCCCCAUUACGGGCAAUCAGAUGACCGAUAUAAGGCUUGAAGAGCAAUUUGUGAGUUUUCAGACGGAUUUGUUUGAUUGGGCGUCGUCGGUGUAUGGGCUCGUGACUGAGAAGGGGGCGUUGGCUGUGUUGGAGCGGUUUGAGGGUGGGCCGAAUUAG
This is a messenger RNA of Botrytis byssoidea, 720 nucleotides long. RefSeq lists its product as uncharacterized. Lineage: Eukaryota; Fungi; Ascomycota; Leotiomycetes; Helotiales; Sclerotiniaceae. Bases 1 to 720 code for a protein of 239 amino acids. The transcript has 2 exons. The record is from RefSeq and is a predicted model, not a curated record.